CAAUUAUUUUGUGUCUAUUGUGUGUAACACCACAGGCCUAACAAAAAACAAUAACAAUUCACAGUUGAGAACUUUACAAUACAUGGUUUUCAUAUAAAUCCGACGCAAUAUCAUAACAAUACUCGUUAAAUAAUUGGAUGCUUAAUGCCCAGUCAACCUCGCCAGUGCAUUGCGACCCUCUUUUCCACGUCAAUGGCAAAACACUCGCACUAAAUGUACGAUAAAUUAUACACUGUACGUUUGCCAACGAGCAAUUAAGACGUCGAACGUGUUAUUAUAUUGUGUCAUUUGAGUCAGGAGCAUACAUCUUCAAAGUUCAAUCUAGCCGUGGUCUGACGUGCCUAUACAAUGUCUGUCGAAGUCGUUCAGAAGAAUGUCGGCUAUCUUUUGGAAGGACCGCAUUGGGACCCAGCUUCAGGAACCCUUCUCUAUGUCGAUAUCUUAGGACAGAUCGUCUACAGAUACAAUCCUGAGACGGGGAAGACCAUGGAAGUCAAGAUAGGUCAACAGGUCGGUGCCGUCGUACCCACUCGUAGCGGGCGUACUCUGGUUGCAGCGGCUCAUGCGAUAGGGUUUCUCGACUGGGAGACAGGAAAGAUCGAUACGCUGGUUGAAGUUGAGAAGGACAGGGCGGAAACGAGAUUCAAUGAUGCCAAGUGCGACGCGGCCGGGAGAUUCUGGGUCGGUACGAUGGGAUUCAAGAGUUUACCCCCUGGUCUGAAUGAAAGUGUCCUGCCUGGUUUGGCGUCACUUUAUUGUCUUCAUCCAGAUAAGACUCUGACUACAAACCUACAAGAUGUUGGUUUAUCAAAUGGUAUGGCGUGGACCGCAGAUAACAAGACCAUGUAUUACAUUGAUUCUUUGGCGCGUGGAGUAGAUGCUUUCGAUUACGACAUUGUCAAUGGCACAAUAGCUAACCGAAGACGAAUUAUAACUAUUCCCGAGUCGGAGGGAAUUCCGGAUGGGAUGUGUAUAGACAGCGAGGGUAUGCUGUGGGUUGCUCACUUCUUUGGAGCAGCUGUCAAGAGAUACAACCCGAUAACUGGUGAGAAGAUAAGAAUGGUACAGCUACCCACCGAUGUCAUAACGAGUUGUUGCUGGGGCGGAGCCAAUCUUGACGAACUCUAUGUGACGUCAUCAAAACUUUCGCUGAGUGACGAGCAGCUGAAAGUUCAAGAUACCGCUGGAUCUCUCUUCCGGGUCACUGGGCUAGGGGUCAGAGGCGUCAAAGCUGAAGUAUUUAACGAUUUGUAGUAAAGAUUUUAACAUUAAGAAAAUGGAAUAAAGGAUCUUAUCACAUCUUUAAUAAGACCUCUUAUUGAAUUAAGUUAAAUGAAUUACUGAAAUGGUCAAGAAUACUGGAUAUGCUGUUGUUCAAUCGUUAACAGGCCAUGAAAAUGUCCUGCUAAUGACGAUGUCUACUUAAUGACUCAUUUCUAACUACAUAUGUCUGUUUAAUGACGCGGUAAGGUAUAUAUAUAUAUCAUGAUGAAUAAAUAUAUAUUUUGAAAAUGAAAACGUAUAAAUAAAAUAUACAUAUUAUCAUGUUCUCGAAUCGUCGAAUUGAUCCACUCGAUUCAAUCUGGUAAAAGAACACUGCAAGCAAAUUCACAUUUCGGAGACUUCACACAUGUUAUGUGGCAAUAAAAUGAUUCAAAUGUUUAAAGUAACUCUAAGCAUCCGAACAUAGAGUUAUUAUGAAGGCAAUCUGUUUCAUGUGAGAUAACUAGUUUACUGGAAUUUUAUUUUCCCACUUCAAUACAAAAUGUCACAGCCGUGUUUUUUUUAUUUUUGCACGUAUUUCCUGUUUACUAAUAUUGCAUUUUAACCGUGACGUAACGUAUAUAAAUAUAUUUUCCUUUACAAACAUUUAAAUGAGAUAAGAAAAGACAGAUUUACACAAAUAAACGCCUAAGUUGUCAGGUA
Messenger RNA from Strongylocentrotus purpuratus (purple sea urchin), 1926 nucleotides. Its product is annotated as regucalcin. The record is from RefSeq and is a predicted model, not a curated record. Bases 349 to 1254 code for a protein of 301 amino acids. The transcript is spliced from 6 exons. Lineage: Eukaryota; Metazoa; Echinodermata; Echinoidea; Camarodonta; Strongylocentrotidae. Gene Ontology annotation, biological process: L-ascorbic acid biosynthetic process. Gene Ontology annotation, molecular function: gluconolactonase activity; calcium ion binding; enzyme regulator activity.